AUGGAUCCGGAGAGACCCCAUCGAAGUGCCAGCAUCAACGACAGCAGCAGUAGCAGUAACACAACAAGCACCACGAGCGAGCUCUUCAUUUGUUUCACUUCACGCCUUUCUUCUUCCUCAAUGAAAAUCUCUUCAAAAUCCUUUCUUAGUCCUGGUCGUACAAGGGAACCUUCACAAAUCUCUCUUUCUUCAUCCCUUAGUAGAAGAUUGAGAAGUAAUGGUAGCAUGAAAGGUGGUCAAGCUUCACCAAUGUUCCCUACAAAUGGCAAAAAAAGAGGCUGUGCUUAUGAAAACCCUGAGCCUUCUUCUCCUAAGGUUACUUGUAUAGGUCAAGUUAGAGUCAAGACUAAGAAACAGGGCAAAAAGUUAAGAGCUUGCAGAUCUAAAAGGAGAGGGGAAGUUAGUUUCACAAAAGUGGGUCAUAACAAUGCCAACAGUGGAAGCAACAGUCUUGAUUCAAGUAAUUGUCAGGAUUACAACAUGGGUCAUUUCUUAAGCAAUAACAGUCAUCAUCACCAGCAGCAACAGCAACAAGAAUGCAAGAAAUGGGUGCAUUUGCGGUUGACUAUUUGUGAAACAUUGAGGGCAUUUGGAGCUGAAUUUAACUGCUUUUUGCCUUGCGGUUCUUCUUGUAUGGCUAACCAAAGGGACAAAGAAGAGAAAACAGGAGCAGUACGUGCUGGGAAUGAUGGAAAUGGAAAUGGGAAUUCUUCCUCUGGGGCUGUCUUUGGUAGGUGGCUUGUGGCAGUUAAAGAAGGGGAAGGGAAAGAGAGGGAGAUUGACUUGGUUGUUGGUGGGGAAGAUGAUGAGCGAAGGAAAAGUAGUGAGAUGAUGAGAAGUAACCGAAGGAGACAUGUUUUUGAGGAUAUUGAAAUAAAUGAUUGUGGUAAUGAAACUAUGGGUGAUGAAAAAGAAGCUAGGGUGAGUAUUUGUAUCCCACCUAAGAAUGCUUUGUUGUUGAUGAGGUGUAGAUCUGAUCCUGUUAAAAUGGCUGCUCUCGCCAACAAGUGUUGGGAGACUCUAAUGCCUAAACAUGAAGAAGGAGAGGAAGAAGCUGAAAAUGACAAUGAAGAGAAAGAGGAAGAGCAAGAGGAUGCUGUGGAAGUAGAAAGGGAAGAAAGGCAAGUAAAAUUUGAGCAAGAAAUUGAAUAUCAACAAGUGAGUGAAGUCAGUGAAAUGUUUAUUUCUUGUGAAGCAACUGAUGAACAAGAAAUCCCAGAAACUGAAGCUGAAACAGAGCCAGAAUCUGUUUUGGUAGCGGAUGAAAAUGAAGUUGUAGAAGAAAGUUUGGAAAGGGCCUUAAAAGAAGAAACAUUUAUAAAAUGUGGAGAUCAAGAACAAGAAAAUGAAGUAGAUGAAGACCAGCAGGAAUCAACAAUAAAAGAAGCAAUUUUGACAGAAGUUUUAUUUGAUCUUGACAAGCUACAGGGUGAAGAAAAUGUACCACAAACAGAAGAAGAAAAUGAAGAUGGCCUUGAAGAAGAAGCUGAAGCUGAAGAGGAAAAUGUUAGUGCUAAAGUAGAGGAAGACGAAGAUCAAGCAGAAGAGGGUUCAACUUCAACAGUAGAGGAGCAAGGGACUGAGACAAUCCAAGAAGGAUCCGAACUUGAAUGUCCGGAAACACGGGAAUCAGACCGGGAAGUUGAGUCAAAGAAGAGUAAAAGUCAACAGAACUUAUUGCCAGAUUGUUCACCGUUAAUGAUGUGUGAGUCAAAGCUGUCAAUGGAGGUAUCCAAGGAGGCUUGGGUGUGUAGCACGGAUUUCAUCAGGUGGGUACCAGAGAAGAAAAAGCAGGCAGUGGUCAAACAAAAGGUCGGCGGAGAUGAGACCAAACGAAGAAUCAGGAUUGACUCUAAUCCUGCUCCAGUUUUGUUACAGCCACCUAGAUCUUCUUGCUCUUUCCCGGCUGCUCCACCAAUGGCUAUGGCGGCUAUUACAGCUAAUGGAACUGGCGGCCGUCAGUGUAUGGCUACCAUGAUUGAGCAGAAGCUUGUUGGUGGUAAAGGGAAUGAGCCGCUCACGCGCUGCAAGUCAGAGCCUAUGAGAUCAUUGGCUACGCUUGUGAUGUAG
Messenger RNA from Durio zibethinus, 2070 nucleotides. RefSeq lists its product as uncharacterized. Lineage: Eukaryota; Viridiplantae; Streptophyta; Magnoliopsida; Malvales; Malvaceae. The record is from RefSeq and is a predicted model, not a curated record.